This is a messenger RNA of Linum trigynum, 4024 nucleotides long. Lineage: Eukaryota; Viridiplantae; Streptophyta; Magnoliopsida; Malpighiales; Linaceae. The record is from the annotation of a GenBank genome assembly.
CUACAGCCCCAAAUUCGCCGCCAUACCAAUUCAGCUGUGCUUCCGCCGGGCCGUCAGUGAGCAACCUCCCCGAACACCUGCGAUUCAUUGACUACCUCGAGCACGUCAGCUGCUCAUCCCUGUUAUCUCGCUUGCUUAGCGGCAGUUUGUUCAGCUUUCAGUCAGCUUCUUUUCCUCUUCCGCUUGAAGAGAAAUCGCGUUUUUACGUUUUAAGGCCGGAGUGGGGAGCUAAACGGACGGAUUUGACAUCCUUAUGUCAAACUGUGUGUUUCCUAGCUCCCAAGCCCGAGCUAUGGAGUAGAAGCAGCGGAAUGGCGCUGUGAAUGAACUGAAGAGGGUGAAUCUUCCUGACGCGAGCUUUUUCAAACGUUCAGCCGCGGGAAGCCACCAUGGCUCUUCUUCAGUCGUAUUUUUCUUAUAAGGUGUUGUCCCAUAAAAAUUUUGGGACAGCUACUUCUGAACGCUUGCUUCAUCUCAGGAGAAGAUCUUCAAGAUCACAGUUUUCCACAUAUCCGACAGAAGAGUUCACUUCAUCAAAGCGAAGAUCCCGGGGACCUGUCAUGGCAGCGAAGAAAGCCUCUGAAGGGGAAAAGCUAGAGGAAGGAAGGUACAAGCACACAGUUGAUUUACCAAAGACAACAUUUGGCAUGAGAGCAAAUUCCUUAGUGAGAGAACCGGAGAUUCAGAAGUUAUGGGAUGAGAAUGACGUGUUCAGGAAAGUUAUUGACAAAAAUAAUGGGGAAAAUUUUGUGUUACAUGAUGGUCCCCCAUAUGCAAAUGGGGAUCUCCAUAUGGGCCAUGCCCUAAAUAAGAUCUUGAAGGAUAUAAUUAACCGAUACAAGAUCCUUCAUAAUUAUAAAGUUCAUUAUGUACCUGGUUGGGACUGUCAUGGCCUCCCAAUAGAAUUGAAAGUUCUCCAGUCGUUGGAUCAGGAUGCCAGAAAGGACCUGACGCCCUCAAAGCUAAGGACAAAGGCAGCAAAAUUUGCAAAGGCGACUGUCAAAACCCAGAUGGCAUCAUUUAAGCGCUAUGGAGUAUGGGCAGACUGGGAUAAUCCUUAUCUAACUCUUGAUCCACAGUAUGAAGCUGCCCAGAUUGAAGUAUUUGGGAAGAUGGCCCUUCAAGGCUACAUCUACAGAGGCAGGAAACCAGUUUACUGGAGUCCCUCAUCACGCACAGCUCUUGCAGAGGCAGAAUUGGAGUAUCCUGAAGGGCAUGUUUCGAAGAGUAUAUAUGUUACAUUCAGAAUGGUGUGUAAUCCGACUACUUCAAAUGGGUUACUAGAGGAAUUCUUUCCAGAUCUGUGUCUGGCCAUUUGGACGACAACACCAUGGACGAUUCCAGCCAAUGCUGCUGUGGCAGUAAAUGAUAAACUUCAGUACGCCAUAGUUGAAGUUCAAUCAUUCUUGGAAGAUUCUUCUCCUUCACUGGGAAAGAAAAAACAAAGGCCUGGAAAUCUUCUCAAACAAAAGCUGCCAUUCCUUGUAGUCGCAUCCGAUCUCGUGGCAACACUCGAAACAAAAUGGGGUGUGAAGCUUCUUGUCAGGAAAACAAUUUUGGGUGCUGAACUUGAAGGCUUCAGUUACACUCAUCCAGUGGACAAAAGAGAAUGCCCAGUUGUGAUCGGAGGAGACUAUAUUACUACCGAAUCCGGAACCGGACUAGUGCAUACCGCUCCUGGGCAUGGUCAGGAGGAUUAUGCAACUGGUAUAAAAUACGGAUUGCCAAUGCUUUCCCCUGUAGAUGAUGAUGGCAAAUUCACUGAAGAAGCUGCACAGUUUAGUGGGCUUGAUGUGCUUGGGGAGGGUAAUACUGCAGUGGUGAAAUAUCUGGAUGAAAGAUUGUCAAUCAUCAUGGAGGAAUCCUAUCAACACAAGUACCCAUAUGAUUGGCGAACUAAGAAGCCCACAAUAUAUAGGGCUACUGAGCAAUGGUUUGCAUCAGUUGAAGGUUUUCGUCAGGCUGCUAUGGAUGCAAUUCGGCAUGUGAAAUGGACUCCUCCUCAGGCAGAAAACAGAAUUUCUGCAAUGAUAUCAAGCCGCUCUGAUUGGUGCAUUUCUAGGCAAAGGACAUGGGGUGUACCCAUCCCGGUAUUUUAUCACGUGAAAACGAAGGAACCACUUAUGAAUGAAGAGACUAUCGAACAUGUCAAAUCAAUAAUAGCACAGAAAGGUAGUGAUGCUUGGUGGUACAUGAAAGUGGAGGAUUUACUCCCUGACAAAUAUCGCGAUGAAGCAUCGGAGUAUGAAAAAGGCACAGAUACAAUGGAUGUCUGGUUUGACUCAGGUUCUUCCUGGGCGGCUGUGUUGGGAAAAAGGAGCCUUAUGUUCCCUGCAGACCUAUAUCUUGAAGGUACAGAUCAGCACCGUGGAUGGUUCCAGAGUUCUCUGUUAACAAGCAUGGCCACAAAAGGAAUGGCCCCAUACUCGAGUGUGAUAACCCAUGGUUUUGUGUUGGAUGAGAAGGGUUACAAGAUGAGCAAAUCUUUGGGUAAUGUUGUCGACCCACGUGCUAUAAUUGAAGGAGGGAAAAGCUCCAGGGAUGAACCGGCAUAUGGAGCUGAUGUCCUCCGUCUGUGGGUUAGCAGUGUAGAUUACUCAGGUGAUGUUAUGAUUGGUGCUCAAGUCCUUCGCCAAGUUUCUGACAUGUAUAGAAAAUUAAGAGGAACCUUGAGAUACCUUUUGUCAAAUCUGCAUGAUUGGAAGGCUGAUAAUGUUGUUUCAUAUCACAAUCUUCCCAUGAUUGAUAAACAUGCACUGUUUCAGCUGGAAAACGUUGUCAAGAACGUCAAACUUAGUUAUGACCACUAUCAGUUUUUCAAAAUAUUCCAGGUCAUACAACGGUUUGUUAUUGUUGACCUCUCAAAUUUCUACUUUGAUGUUGCUAAAGAUCGACUUUAUGUGGGGGGAUCAACGAGUUUCACAAGGAGAAGCUGUCAGACGGUUCUUGCUGCACAUCUCCUGUCCAUAGUUAAGGUCAUCGCCCCAAUAUUGCCUCAUUUGGCUGAAGAUGUAUGGCAGAAUCUACCCUUUCAAUAUACCAAUGCUGAUGGUUCUACAGCCAAGUUUGUUUUCGAGUCGAAGUGGCCCGAUUUGAACGAGGAAUGGCUCUCGCUUCCUGAUGAAGAAGCUGAUUUCUGGGCCAAAAUUUUGGAGCUGAGGACUGAGGUUAACAAGGUUAUGGAGACUGCUCGUACUGGCAAGCUUAUAGGUUCCAGUUUGGAGGCUAAGGUUUACCUUCACACUUCUGAUGAUAGCCUGGCCUCGAAAUUGCACAAAAUGAGUGCAACCGGCAAUGACGCAGAUGCACUACACCGCAUAUUCAUUACUUCCCAUGCAGAAGUAGUAUCAAACGUGGACAAGGAGCUAGCCCAAACCGUAUCUUACACGGGAGAGUAUCUCAUCCAAGGAAACAACAGAGUUUGGAUCGGAGUUUCGCGAGCAGCAGGGUCCAAGUGCGAGAGAUGCUGGAACUACACUCCCCAAGUUGGUUCAUUUACCGAGCACCCAACCCUCUGUGAACGCUGCUACAAUGUAAUUGGCGUUCUGCCUGAGCCAACUUUGGCUGCUGUUAAAUGAGAGUCCAAGUAAACAAAAUCCAGAAGUCCCCAGCAAACUACAGAGAUGGAGUUACGCACAGUUUGUUAUUUGUGUGCAUUGUUUGCGUUCUUCUCUGGUGCUAGUCAACUGAUGCACGGCUUGCUGUCUUGAUUAGAAGGUAGUUUCGGUAUCUAGAACACAGAUAUCUCCAGUGACAUUCAAUUGAAUCACAGGGAAACGCCCAUAAACUUUAUGCUCAACAUAACUGUUUCUUUUUUACCUGUGCAGGUUGUUAAUCAUGAGGUUCGACGUAAGCUUGUGGUUUGGGGCAAAUUGACUUUUCCUUAUCGUCAUUCACAUUCUGUCGUCCUCAUUUUUCUUCAUACGCACCAUUUUCAAGUACAUGCAGAUAAUCAUUGUCCAACUCACCCAAUCAAAACUCUACUUACAAAUCAAUAUAAUUCAAAUACAUUUUUAGAGUUACA